AUGAUGGCACAGAAAUCACAAGGAUCUGACAACCUUCAAGAAGGCAAGGAAAAGAGCAAGAGAGACAUCCUGAAGUGCACCAAGAGCAUGUGGGCUCCACUGGAUGAGCGGCUACCCCCUGACCCUGAGGAGGAAAGCCAGGGUCCCACCAUCCCCAUGCUGGAAGAUUCCAAGCAAGAAAGUAUUCAGCAGUGGCUGGACUCUGGAUUCUUUGUCUCUGCAAAUGAAAACUGUCAACGAGUCAUUGACCGCACUGUUUCUUUGUGUGAACAAGGGAUGGUUCAAGUGACUGUGACAGACUACAUGAGAUCUUUGCAUCAGUUUUCAGAAACUCCCACCCUAUCCAGAGGGACCAGUUUCAACUCUUGCUAUUCUACUGCAAGUGUACCACAAAGUUAUGAAGUCACUGAAGUAAAAUUAUCUAAACUCUCCCAAAUAGGCUCAUUAGUGUUGCGUGUAAAGAAAAGGCAAACAAAAACUUCAACAAAAGAGCUGAGCAAACCUGGCCGUUUCCGACAGCUGGAAAUCCUGGACCAUGUGACCCAUGCCUUCUCAUCUUUGCUGAAUGAUGUCAGCAUCCUGCCAAACAGAGCUGAAGAGAAAGCUGGAGGAGAGAGUGUGCAAAGAACCUCAGUGAGUGCCACCAAAGAGCAUCGAAGAAGGAUAGGUAAACUUAUAAGGAGAGCUUCAAAACAGAACAUCAGGAGGGAUUGUUACCCAGAGGCAUCAGAGUCCUUCAAGAUGAAAGAUGAAGUUUUUAUCCCCUUUACAAAACCAUGGGAGUGUGGAGCAGAGCUAGCAGCAACCUCAAUCAAGCACAAGCAAAAUCAUUUGUCUCUGUCGGUAGAACAUCAGUCUCUCCAAGCCUGUGAUGAUUUGCUACCUUAUCCUCCCCGCGAUCUUCUGGGCAAGCAAUGGCCUUGCUCAUCUAUGCCAGCCAAGCAGAUUGCUCCUUCCUGUGUGUCUGAGGGGUCAGUCAAGGGCAAAACUCAGAAGGAGAACUUAUUUCAGACUAACAAGCUCAAGUGCUUCUCUCGUCUUGCGGGUAAAGGACCAGACUCGUUUGAAAUGGAAGAGGUCCAGAGCUUUGAAGAAGAGACUGGUAAUCCUCUUGACAUGACUUCAGGAACUGCAGGUGCCCGGGUGGACAGAGCAAAUAGCUGCCAGUCUGACAGCAGUGGGUUCCUGGAGGAGCCGCUGGAACCGCUGCCCCUCCAGAUGCCUUCCUUGCCAAGCAGCCAGAGUCCUGCUGAGAAUGGUGGUAGAAAACCAAGAGAUCAGAGUCACAGCGUAGGAUCAUCCCAGGACUGUCAACUACAGUCAGAUGGGCCAGAUUCCAAGAGUAGGGCGAGCGCAUCUUUUUCAAGCCAAGACACGAGUGCCUUGGAAGAAAAGGCCUCAGCAUCUGUGGUGGAGGAAGAGUUUCUGCUUGAGGCCACGGAGGAGCCACCAGAGCUGUAUAUCCCAGACAUGGCCUGUGCCAAGACCACCAUGAGGGGAGAACACCCAAGGAAAGACAGCCAUCUGCGGCAGCUUCUGCCAAUGUCCCACAAUGAAUAUGAGGUUACCGGAUCCACAGCCACUUCCAAAUAUGAUCAUCCUCUGGGGUUUAUGAUAACCCACAUCACAGAAAUGCAGGAUAGUUUUCUGAGGCCUGAGGGGGCUGGCGAAGUGCAAAGCCACCACUAUGAGUCUCAAAGAUCACCUGGAAAUGAUCAUACUCAAGACAAGUUCCUUCAUGUUGACUCUGAGGCCCCAAGAGAAGAGGAAAGCAGUGGACUCUGUCCUGACACCAACCACAGCUUACUGGCAUCAGAAAGCUCAUCACAGUGUGUCCCCAAGCACAAUGAAAUCAUACCUUAUGCAACUGACCUUGCUCAAACAUCUGAAAAGCCCAUUCUCCACCUCCAUAAACUCCCUGGAGAUCCUGCCCAGGUGAAGUCAAGGUCUUGUACUUUGGGUCAGAUACUACCUAGGCCAGAAGCUGAGAUGGAAAACCUUCCUCUAAAUACUGGCAACUCCAGGUCUGUAAUGACCCAGAUGUCCUCCAACCUGGUGUCGGCUGCUCAGGGUGCUGUGUCCUUGGGGACUGGUCCCAGAGGAACAUCUUUAGAAUGCACUAUAUGUGAUCCUGUUACCACAACAGAACCAAGACUAGGGACAGAAGCAAGACAGUACAAUGAUGCUUCCAUUCAGACUUUUGUAUGUGAGCCCAGGCCGUGGCAUUUCUGUUCAGUUCCAAGCAACAAGGCCUUGACACAUGGGCCCCAGCCCCUCACCAAAUCCGUCUCUCUAGACUCAGGCUUCCCUAGUAUCUGCCCAUUGGGCACCUGCCAUGCUAUACCCGCCCACUGCUGCAUCUGCUGUCAUCACCACUCCCACUGCCACUGGGAGAGGCAAAGCCCUGGCCUUGAACCCUCAGUCUGUAGGCACUCCCUCUGCUCACUCACUGGUCACCGGGAAGCCCAGUUCAUGACGACUUUGAAAGCCCUUCAGGACACUACAGUGAGGGAGCUAUGUUCCUGCACAGUCCAUGAGAUGGAAGCCGUGAAGACGAUAUGCCAGAGUUUCCGGGAGUAUUUAGAGGAAAUUGAACAGCACCUUAUGGGACAGCAGGCCCUCUUUUCCAGGGACAUGUCAGAGGAGGAAAGGGAGGAGGCCGAGCAACUGCAAACGUUACGUGAGGCCCUGAGGCAGCAGGUGGCAGAGUUGGAAUUUCAGUUAGGAGACCGGGCUCAGCAAAUCAGAGAAGGGAUUUUACAGCAGCUGGAGGUUCUCACAGCAGAGCCACCUGAACACUACUCAAAUCUGCAUCGAUAUAACUGGAUAGAAGAAAGCAAUGGCCAGACUUCAUCUUCUAAAAUCCACCCAGGCAUGGCCCCAAGGACUGUCUUUCCUCCCAGUGAUGGCCAGCAGGCUCCCUGUUCAGGUGGGACCCAGUUGGCUGCCUUCACUCCACCCACCUUGGAGAACAGCACCAGGAUGUCUCCUUCAUCAUCAGCUUGUGCAAAGUUAGGUCCAACCCCUUUGUCAAAUUGUCCUGUUGGAGAAAAGGAUGCAGAUGUCUUCCUCUAGAUCAGAGCAGGGAGAAGAAAAACAACAUAGAGUUGUUGGACAGAAUAAAUACAGUGAAUCCCGUGCAGUAUUUAAUCCAAUGCCCAUCGCAUAGUAAGUGCUCAGUGCAUGUUGGCUGUUAUUACAAGUGCACGUACCAAUAACUCAAUAAAUGCUAACUGU
Mandrillus leucophaeus (drill) is the source of this 3237-nucleotide messenger RNA. It is a transcript of the gene ITPRID1, whose product is annotated as coiled-coil domain containing 129. The record is from RefSeq and is a predicted model, not a curated record. The transcript is spliced from 14 exons. Gene Ontology annotation, molecular function: signaling receptor binding. NCBI's taxonomy places the organism in Eukaryota, Metazoa, Chordata, Mammalia, Primates, Cercopithecidae. Bases 1 to 3075 code for a protein of 1024 amino acids.